Molecule: messenger RNA, 1686 nt
Organism: Meloidogyne enterolobii
Lineage: Eukaryota; Metazoa; Nematoda; Chromadorea; Rhabditida; Meloidogynidae
Source: the annotation of a GenBank genome assembly
AUGUUAAAAACAAAUUUUUUACAACAACAUCAUCAACCCCCAGAAAGUACUAGAAGUGAACCAGACUUAAGGCCCCUGAGAAGAGAUGAAAUAAAUAGCCGUUGGUUUGUAGCUAUUCAGGAUCAUCAGCCUAGAAUGGGGGGAAUGAAUGAAGAAUUGCUUUUUAGAAGACACCAACUUAUUAAGGUUUAUGGGGAUGUGGACAUGAACGGCUUCUUUUGGGCUGAAGCUAGAGGUCGUUAUGGAUUUGUACCUUUCAACAAAUUAGUUGAAAUUGCUAAAGACGACCUUUUUCUGGCCGCUGAACAACAUGCCGGGACUUCUAUGCCAGAGGGUGGUCAACAACAACCUUGGGCUGGAGGGAUUUCGUCCAGUCAGCGUAGAAUGAAAUGGGGUUCAAUCAAGUCAAGGAGUUACGAGCACACAGAAAGCCAAGGACGUUAUGGGAACUACCAUGGAGCCGUUCAAGCAGAUUAUGAACCAGGACGGGGCUCUCAGCCUUUGUAUUACCCCGAUCCUUACGUUGAGAGAACAGCAAGACGAGGAAGACAACUUCCCGAGUAUCGUGGAGCAACCGUUGGGGUUGGAGCUCCAAUUGAACAGAGAAAUCUGCCCAACCUUGGAGAUGUCAAAACAACUAGUGGGGGUGUUGUUGUGGGUAGAGAAAAGGAAAAUGCCGCUCUCCGUUAUCGUUCUCCUCAAGUAAAUGGUGGAGGAACUAGACAAGGAAGGGAGAAAAAGAGGAUAAUGAUUCCUGAAUCGUCUACUAAAGAGGAAGAAGAACAAAUGGCAGAAAUUUCAAAAUAUCAGCAACAAUACAGUAACAAUUCCAAAUACUAUCAACAAAAAACUUCGCUAGACGAAGAAGAACAACAACAGGAUGAUGGGUUUUCUUAUGAUGAACAACAACAAGGAGGGGGAGAAUAUCAACAAUUGAGAGGAAUUCAAAGCCAGUUAAUGAUAGCUAAAUAUGACUAUGAUUCGAGGCAUCUAAGUCCUAAUGUUGAUGCAGAACAAGUUGAAUUAAGCUUUCGACAGGGAGAUUUGAUUACUAUUUUUGGGCCAAUGGAUGAAGACGGGUUUUACUUGGGCGAAUUAAACGGAAUUAGAGGCUUAGUCCCUUCCAAUUUCCUACAACCAGCCCCACAAACAACAGAACCAGUACUUCAUUCUAGACCUAAAGGCGUUGCUUUCUGUUCUGAUUUGAAUAAUUCUGAUUAUCAAAUGAUGGCUAAAACUUCGAUUGGAAAUAAAAAAGAACAGGGAGGAGGGGGUAGAGGACAACAACAACAACAACAGCCACUUCAAGGAGGGACAGGAGGAACGUCUGGGACUGGAGGGGGAGGUAGAGAAACUUACGGAAAUCUCCCAAGAAUAGCUUCCUCCUCAAAAACACUAAAUAAAAUCCAAAUAUCUAAUCAACAACAACAACCCUCUGCCCCUAUCCCGGCCAAAUCCUUAAUUAAAAAAAGCUCUGAUUUGAGCAACAGAACAAUUCAACAACAACCAAAUGUUAGAAAAGGCUCUCAUGCUGGUGCUAAAGGACCUCAUAGCGUUGUGAAGGUGGGUGUAUUAGGAAUGUUAGCAUGUCACCCGGUCUGAGGAAAAGUUCUUUUUAGAUUCGACCCGGAACCCGAUUCGAAUUUUUUUCCUCGACACGUGACAUCCCUUGGGCUUAUUUCUCUC